Molecule: messenger RNA, 6526 nt
Organism: Hypanus sabinus (Atlantic stingray)
Lineage: Eukaryota; Metazoa; Chordata; Chondrichthyes; Myliobatiformes; Dasyatidae
Gene: atad2b
Product: ATPase family AAA domain containing 2B
Exons: 28
Coding region: 248-4654 (1468 amino acids)
Biological process (GO): positive regulation of transcription by RNA polymerase II
Cellular component (GO): nucleus
Molecular function (GO): histone binding; ATP binding; chromatin binding
Source: RefSeq, a predicted model, not a curated record
CCGAUCUGAGCCGAGUCCAUUCCGCUCGCCCGCUCAGAGCCGAGGGUUUCGUUCGCUCUCUGCUCAGUGUCUCCGAGCUGAGGGUUUCCUCUCGGUGCCGAUCUGGUUGUCCCUUCCCCCUCCCUUUCCCCAGAGCCGAGGGUUUCCGAUUGGAGCCGCUCACCGUCCUGUGACUGACACAAGAGGAGAAAUGGCGCCCACCGAGCCGUAGAGCCAGAGCGGCCGGGAGAUAAGGGGGUGGCGGAAAAUGGUGCGGACUCGGCGCAACUCGGUGCUCGAGCCGGAGCUGAUUGGUGGUCGCAUCUCGUCCAGGACCCGUUCGUCUCGUUCCUCGUCUAAACAAGACGAUAACAAACGGCAGGAUCCUGGUAAUGAUGAAACUAGUUUGAGUGAUUGUCAGGCAGAACCACCUGCAAAGCUUAGGCGAAGGAAUGCAGAUCCAGUUUCUAGUGAUAUUUCAACUGAACAUAGCCCCCAUAACAGUGGACCAGCAGAAGAAUGGUGUGGCUCAACGAGGCAAUCCAGGUUAACAACUCGGGCUGGUGCUUCAAUGCAAAAUGGGCAUAGUAGUUUGGUUCUCAGAAAUCCUGGAAGUCGACGUGAAUCCCAGGAGGAUGGGAGUCAUUCUCACAUGAAUGGUGAUUCAGAAGUUAGAAGAAGUGGCCGUGCAAGGAGAAACAAAUUUGAAACCCUCAACCAAAGCCUUUUGUUUGAUCAACUAGUAAACAGUACUGCUGAGGCUGUUCUGCAAGAAAUGGACAACAUCACAAGUAACAUAAGGCAAAACAGAAGGCCUGGAGAAGUGGAGCGUCUCAGAAUGUGGACAGAUACAGAGUUUGAAAACAUGGAUAUGUAUUCCCGUGUGAAGAGGAAAAGAAAACCUUUGAGAAGAAACAUGUAUGGAAUGCCUAUUCAUGUUGAAGAAACUAGUGAAGGAGAUGAAGAGGAGGAAGAAGAAGAGGAGGAGGAGGAGGAGGAAGAAGGAAGUGAAGAAUCUCAAGAAGAGGAAGAAGAUGGAGAUGAAGUAGAAGAGGCUGAAGAAAAUGACAGACCAUAUAACCUGAGGCAACGGAAAGCUGUACAGAGAUAUCAAGCCCCUCCAAUAGAGCCUGUUCAUCGAAGACAAAGACAAAGCACACUAUUUGAUACACUCAGAUCUCCUGCAAGAAGAAGCCACAUUAGAAGGAAGAAACAUGCAAUCCAUAGCAGCGAUACCACCUCAUCAUCCGAUGAAGAACGUUUUGAAAGAAGAAAGUCCAAAAGCAUGGCAAGAGCUAGAAACAGGUGUCUUCCAAUGAACGUUAGAACAGAAGAUUUGACAAGUGAAAUCCUUAGGGAACGUGCGAAAGUUGGUGCCAGUCUGGCUGAUGUAGAUCCAAUGCACUUAGAUGCAUCAGUACGGUUUGAUAGUGUUGGAGGGUUAAGUCAGCAUAUUCAAGCUCUUAAAGAAAUGGUCGUUUUUCCUCUCCUCUAUCCUGAAGUAUUUGAACGAUUCAAGAUUCAACCACCAAGGGGUUGUUUAUUCUAUGGGCCUCCUGGAACAGGCAAGACCUUGAUGGCUAGAGCCUUGGCAAAUGAAUGCAGUGUGGGAGACAAGAAGGUUUCAUUCUUCAUGCGGAAAGGUGCAGAUUGCCUUAGCAAAUGGGUAGGAGAGUCUGAGCGCCAACUCAGGCUGCUGUUUGAUCAGGCUUACUUAAUGCGACCGUCCAUAAUUUUUUUUGAUGAAAUUGAUGGCCUGGCACCAGUUCGUUCAAGCAGACAAGAUCAAAUUCAUAGUUCUAUAGUGUCAACAUUACUGGCACUGAUGGAUGGACUGGACAAUAGGGGGGAAAUAGUUAUAAUUGGUGCUACAAAUAGACUUGAUUCGAUUGAUCCUGCACUCAGGAGACCUGGUCGUUUUGAUAGGGAAUUCCUUUUUAACCUGCCUGAUAAAAAGGCACGGAAGCACAUAUUUCAGAUCCAUACCAGAGACUGGAAUCCAAAACCUUUGCAGGGUUUCCUUGAAGAAUUAGCUGAAAAGUGUGUAGGGUACUGUGGAGCUGAUAUUAAAGCACUUUGCACUGAGGCAGCCUUGUUUGCCCUUCGUCGGCGUUACCCUCAGAUUUAUGCAACCAGUCAGAAGCUGCAGCUGGAUGUCUCAUCUAUUGUCAUAAGUGCGCAGGACUUCUAUCUUGCCAUGCAGAACAUUGUGCCUGCUUCUCAACGAGCUGUGACCUCAUCAGGAGAAGCACUAUCACACAUCAUUAGACCUCUGCUGGAGAAUGCCUUCAAUGGAAUUCUGAUUGCUUUGUACAAGGUUUUUCCUCAUGCGGAACCAACACCGAAUGACAACAAAGAUGAUGCUGUGAAUCACAUUCUGGAAGAUUACAUCCACAGUGAUGAUGAGGUUGAGCAAACUAUUUUUGAGAGUUCUUCACUGGGAUCACCAAAGAAACAAACUCCAGCUACUAAACAUAAACCCUUUAUGCACUUCUCCAUGUCAGCACUUCACCAGCCCAUAUCCCAUCGUCCUCGGUUACUUCUUUGUGGAAACAAGGGAUCUGGUCAAAGUUCACAUCUUGCUCCUGCUUUGCUCCAUUCACUUGAGAAAUUCUCAGUGUACAGACUAGAUUUGCCAGCAUUGUACUCUGUUAGUGCCAAAACACCAGAGGAGUCUUGUGCACAGAUGUUCCGUGAGGCACGUCGGACAGUACCAAGUGUUGUUUAUGUGCCUCAUAUUAGAGAGUGGUGGGAUGCAAUCAGUGAUACGGUGAAAGCUACUUUCCUGACUCUGCUGCAGGACAUACCACCAUUUUCUCCUAUUUUGAUAUUGGCUACCUCUGAAACAACAUAUGCUGAACUACCAGAUGAGGUUAAAUGCAUUUUUGAAAUUAAUUAUGGAGAAGUUAUAGAUUUACAGAGACCUACUGAAGAUGAAAGAACAAGAUUCUUUGAAGAUUUGAUAUUGAACCAAGCAGCAAAGCCUCCACCUAAGAAGAAAAAGUCUGCUUUGCUUGCCUUGGAAGUCCUUCCACCUGCAUUACCUCCUCCACCAAGACAAUUAUCAGAGGAGGAACAAAAACGAAUGGAAGAACAAGAGGAAAAUACCUUUCGGGAACUUCGACUAUUUCUCAGGGAUAUUACCAAAAGACUUGCCACUGACAAACGAUUUAAUAUCUUUAGUAAACCUGUGGAUAUUGAAGAGGUUUCUGACUAUCUCGAAGUCAUCCUACAACCUAUGGAUUUAUCAACCAUGAUGAUGAAAAUUGAUAACCACAAGUAUGAAACAGUGAAGGAUUUCCUGAUAGAUAUUAACCUCAUCUGUAGCAAUGCUCUUGAAUACAAUCCUGAUAAAGUUCCUGGAGAUCGCAUGAUUCGGCACAGAGCCUGCACACUCAAGGAUACUGCACAUGCAAUGAUAGCUGCUGAGCUGGAUCCUGAGUUUAACAAACUCUGUGAAGAUAUCAAAGAGUCCAGGAGAAAGCGAAAUUUAGCAGCAACAACAGCAGCAGCAAAUCAGACAAAUCACAGUUCAGAAGCAAAUAGAGAUAUGGCUCAAGACUUAACUCGGAAUUUAGAAGCAACUACCCCAAAUGGGGAAUGCAGGCAUGCAAUUCACAUUAAAAGGAAACCACGUCGUCGUUCUAAGUGGGGCCGUGGUAUUAUUAGAAAGCCAAAAAAAGUGAGCCACCUGAAGAAAGAAGAUGAUGACAUUAAACAUGAUGAACGUGAUGGUGACCAAGGUGAAGAAAGUGAGCUAGCAGAGAAUGGAGAAUUGGAAGUUAGUACAGAUUAUCAUGAGAAUGGAGAUCUCUCUUUGACCAAUGAUGAAUCAUCGUGUGAUAUCAUGGAUGUUGGCCAGGUGGAAAAUAAACUUGAAAAUGGUACAGUGGAAAAAAGGAGUAGUGAUCUCAAAUCCCCAAAGAAAGAUGGGUCAGCAAGCUUUCAACUAGAUGGUAAUAAUGAGUUUUCUGUAAGGAAAACAAAUGCUGCCCCAGGAGAACAAUGUGUACCUAAUGAUGCCUGCACAAAUGGCAAAGGGACAGUACCAAAUGAGUGCACAUGGAGUGAUGAAUCUAUGGCAAGUGCUGAAAGUGAACCUGUUCAAGAAUGUUUAGCUCACAGGACAUGUACACCUGCUAAUUCUGCACCUGACAUUGAUUUGUCUGUUGCGAAACACGAGCCUGGAAAGGAGCUUGAACCCACCAAGGAGUUAAUGACUCAGCUUGUGCCAAACUCAAAGUUAUCAGUAAGAGAAGAUGACAAAAAACAACUGGUUGAAGAUGGCUCACAAACUGUAAUUGGUACAACACAGGCAGCCAUGGCAACAAAGUGUUCUCAGAAUAAAGAUGUUGAUCUUAAAGCAUUAGGACCUGAAAAAGAUGUUUUGAGCAAGAUGAAAUCCAGUCAUCCAGAACAAGGGGAACAGAAGACAGUGGUCCACAUGGAGCAGGACGUACCUGAACCCAUCCCUCCAGUAAUUGUGGACCAUGCACGAUUGAAGCAUAUUCUCCAAUUGGCCACUAAGACGAGCAAUAACUUCACAGUUGAUCAACUUGAAAAGCUUUAUUCUUUGCUUAGUCAAUGUAUCUAUCAUCAUCGCAAGGAGUAUGACAAAACUCAGUUACUUGAGGAAAUGGAGAAUCUAUUAAAGACCUUUCAUACAUUCCUGUGAACCUUUGAAGAGGAACAGGUUCAUCACAUAAACUGCUUGCAAGGAAGCAGUCUUCUGAGCCAUUCAGCAACAUUCAGAGCCUUGGUCUUAAUCUUUUUUUGUGAAUUGGUGCUAUUGUCUCAGGUACCUGGAACAGACUAGCCUACAGAACCAAACUGGACUUCAUUGAGAUUUCAGAGUAAAACCACUUGCCAUCACUGUUGCACAGUCUGGUGCUAUAAAAUAUAAAAGUGGUUCAUAUUGUUUUUCUCCCAACAUUAAUUUGCCAUCAGUGAAGCAGAAACUUCUUAAUUUAAGAAACUGGAUGGAGUGAUUCAACUAUUUUAUUGAUUUUUUGACGAUAUUUAGCUUAAGAUUUGCUUUUUAUUGAUGGAUUUUGGAAUUUGAAUGUUCAUUUUGUAGUGGAUUGAUCCCUUAAGCUUGCGUCAUGAUAAAUAGCUGGAGUAACUGGAUGCAAUUUUUAGAAUUUUCAAGCCACUGACCGCUGUAAUAGUGUUGUCUUUAUUCCUAAAUUGAAGCUGGCAUUUUGUUUUCUUUCCAAUCACAGAAUGUGACAGAUUUUUUUUCAUACAAUUGCACGUCCAGUGUUAUAAAGCCCACUAUCCAAAUAUCCACUACAGCCUCUUCAAAAUUUAAGGUGCAUUUAAUAAAAUAUGCAAAACAUAGUAACUUAUACAAACCAACAGUAAUCUUGGACUACUGCAGCUAUAUUGUUGAGCUACCUCAGCUUUUUCAGUCACACAGUUUACCAGUUACCAUCAGUGUUUACUGAAUACUGUAAUAAAUGUGUGUGUGCGCAACAGUUUACUUUCUAAAGCUAAGGUACUUGAUUAUAAGAUAUUUUGCAGUCCUCACUCAACUUGCAAAUUUUUGGCUUCAAGAAACUGCAGUAAUCCAAAGUGCUCUUCAGAAUUUCCAUCUGAGCCUUCAAUUCCCGACUUGAAUAUAUUCAAUAAAAUGACUGCUUGGGACUAUCUAUUUAAAAUGUAGAGAAAUAAAAGUUUAUAGAAAUUUAAUAAGACUAAUAGGAACUCGCAUAAAUUCAUUAACAUAUGUUUUCAUAGUGAUGUUUUCCUUUCCUAUUUAUUAAAAAGUAUAAUUGCAAGAGGGUAUUUUACAAUCUAAAUUACACUAAACUUGCAGCAAUUUUUUAUGGAGCAGAUUUGGGAAAUUAUUACAAACUGUACAUUUGUUGAGAAACAUAGCUGAAUUUUGUAGCAAGUUUCUGAUAAAAAGGGUUGAAUAGGUCUCAGGAACUGCUGCGUCCUUACUGUUUUUGAAAUUAAUUCAUUUGUUCUCUAUUUCAUUUGCAAUUUAACGUCCUGUGCCAGUAGCAGCAUUGGUAGCAUUUAAUAAAACCCAGAAAUGUUUUUACAAGUUACCAAAAUUGAUUAACAUUUUUCAACUCCCACCACCUUGCCAUUGUUUUAUCUAAAUUCCUUUCAUUAGAGUUUUUUUUGUCUUUCCUAUUGCUUUAUUUCAUUUGUCUCAUAAUCCCAUUUCCACUGAAUAUGAGAAUGCCAGGUUAUGUAGAUGAACAUGGGAUUCAUCAUAAUAUAAGCUUGAAUUCUUUUGAAAAGCAGCAUUGGCUGUUGUAUUUGUACAUUUAUUUUCUUAGUCAUUGGUGUCUUGUUUUGGUUUCCUAUAAAAUAGUGUCUAUUUUUGUUUGAAUUGCGUAGCUUUGCAACGUUAUGCUAUAUAUUGAAUUCUAUAGUUAUUGAGCAUUGUAUUAAAAUAACUUUCCAUUUCAUAUUAGAAUGAUAAUAAAUUAUUUAAAUGUUUUGAUUUUGAACUUUUGGAAUUUUGAACACUUUUACUGUAAUUUGUAAGCCAACUGCUGUGAAAUACUUGAAUAAAGGUGAGAAGCAAGAA